Porites evermanni is the source of this 11025-nucleotide messenger RNA. NCBI's taxonomy places the organism in Eukaryota, Metazoa, Cnidaria, Anthozoa, Scleractinia, Poritidae. The record is from the annotation of a GenBank genome assembly.
AUGAGUAGUCACGUGAGCAGGCGUUUCUCAAAAAUAAUACCGAACUGCGCUGAUGGAUGGCAGGCACCUUUAAAGAACCCAGAAGAUCGUCAGAUCAAAGUUCACUGCAAUGGCGAGUUCUUAAGUGGCCCAGAGCAGAUCAGAGCUCAAUGGCGUCGAAAGGAACUAGUCGACCGCCAUCCCCUCGUGGCAGGAGUAGAGAUGGAGGGCGAAGGUGAGUGCAUGUCACUUUAGCUUUGAACAAUAGCGUUCUUAUACAGUUACUUCAAUUAACUUUGUCGUAUAAAGGUCUCAAGGCUACGCCUAGGCUGCGAGUAAGCUCUCCAUUUAGGGGAUAUCGUGAAAAGAAGACGCGUGAGGGGCACGCGCGAGAAAAGGGGGCGGCCCCUCGCGAAUCGCUUCGCUCGCCCAAAUAGGAGAGCCUGCUCCUACGUAGGCUAGCCUGCGCCACAAGGACACAAGGUUAUGUUGGUUGUUUAAGAUCCUUCAGUUGUAAUUCGGUCAUAAAGGUGCGACUAACAGUACCAUAGAGUGCUUUAAAAAGGCGCAGACGUUUACCUUCAUGGCUGGGAUGGAUUAAUAUUUCAGUAUAAAAUACCCUGGAGUCCAGUUUUGAGUACGCUAUGUCCGCUGAAUAAAAGAAGUGAAGACGCAAUUUUUACAGGGUUAGUCUCCACCAGAAGUAACUAUAUUCGCAAAUUCCAACGAGAAGAAGAUCUAUUUAUUACUCUGUUUAUUGUGUAUUGUAAUAUUCACACUCACUUGCCGAAAUUUGUGAAUAUUUUACUUUAUGCCGAGGCCAACGCUGCAUGAAUGUGUCGUUAAUGUUUGUAAGUUAGCGGUAAUUGUUAAUUCGAAAAAUGACUAUUAGUCGUUUUGCUUUGCAGUCUCAGCAGGUAGGCUUUUUGACACCUGUUGUGGGAUACAUGCAUGACUAAAAGAUUUUGAAAAAGUAUUGCAGGCGCCUUUUUUUUUAGAAUGAAGGGAGGAUGCGCGCCUACGACCGGAGAGAAGGCGUGAAGGCCGUCCUCUUCCCAGCCUUCGCGUGUUUUUUUCUCGCGCGCUCUAAAAAAACGGACCGAAAAAACUACCUGGCUCCUGCCACGUAGGCUAUUGAAAGAGCGACGAAAAUAUUUAUCUUGAAUACGUACAUCGUAAUUACUUUAAGUAUUAGCGGUUGGAUUUAUUGGAUAUUAGAUUUUUAGGUGUUUACACACUUGACUGCAAUAACUGAUAUACACUUGGCGCCAUUUUCGCGCAACAAUUAUAGAGUAAAAUUAAACAGGAGGCGCACAUGUAAUCGCUAAAAAAAGGGGGAACAUUUGUCUCUGUUGUUUUAAGUCUGAUUUGGGAUAGUCUGGAGACCUUCGAAACAAACAGCUUUCGAUCAAGAGUGCGGAGCUUUAUAGCUGCAAACUUGCAUAUACCUUAACGGAACUUCAACGGAAUUUUCGCUAAUAACAAUGAGGUAAUUGAAUAAAACAUAUUCAUUGUAAGAAAGAUUACAGUUGGUAAAUCAAAAGAAAGGGCGUGAAAAUCAUAAUCUGUACAUGUCGUACUUGGCUCUCGUCGGGGUCAAUUGCAUCUCUUGGUUUGGCGUUUUCUUGUCUCUGGUUGGUUUACUUCCAGGUUGUAAUCAGAAAAAAACAUUUUUUGCGAAAGUUAGUAAAAUCGUCAAAAAUUAUUGGAAUUUACACAUGCAGUUUAUACGCAAGGCAAUUAAUUCUUUAGUUUCUUUAAUCCGCAAGACUUGAUUUCCUAAAAAGGAUAUACUUCCUAAUUGUAUUCCAUAUUUCAGGUGUUUUCACCGCUGCACGUGAUUCUCAACUCGAGUGGCUCAUUGUUAAAGGGAUAGCUGAUUUUGCGGAUGGUGAGCAAGCGACUGCAGAAAGUUGGGAGGCCUGUGCUAGUAUGAUGGCAGCAUCUCUUGUCUCACACAUUUUAAGUGAUCCUAGUGUUUUCCGCACUCAUUACUCAGGUAUAAAUUCUUGUCAGUUUGGUGUGUGAUGAUUAGGCGCAGGGGUAAUGGCCGAAUUUGCCGUCAGUAAAAGAAGUCUUGAAUGUGUAUUGAGUGAGACAGUGCGGAAGUUUAGAUGCGAGAUCAGAAGGCUCGUCAAUAUUUUUCUUCCGUUUUACUAUUCCUUCUUCAUUGCCAAGCGGCGUGAAAUUAAGAGUUAGAAAGAAGCACUUGUGAGGAUUGGGGUCGUUACCUCAGCUUUUAGACGCUCAACUUUAAGUUUAGUACUUUGAGAGUUAGUUGUGCGUCUUUUCUGGUCAAAAAUUCAGAUUAUACAUUCUUUCCUUAGCUAUAAAUUGCGUAUCGACUAAGAGUAAGACAAAAAACGCUAAUGAUGUCUUUGGCUGAUUCUUUCAGUGGACGGUCUCUCUGAGGCUCAACACGAUAAUCCGAGGAAGCGGAAGCUAGGUGAGAACCAUGCAGGUAAUGUAAAAAACAUUCAAUUUUUAAAAUGUUCUUCUUUAUUUAAAGCUGACCUAUUCCACUCUUUGCUUCACUUUGGUUUUAAUGAGUCGCCCCACCAAUGCAAUCCGGGAAGUCUUUUGCUGGUGGAAUCCGGAAUUUUGGGUUUUGUAUUCUGGAAUUUAACUCUUGGAUUCCGGAACUCAUCCCCAGGAAUCCGGAAUCCCGCAGCAAUUAAAAUCCGUAAUCCAAACUCAACUGACAAGGAUCCAGAAUUCAGUAUCUGGAGUCCAGAAUCCACAGCGUGGAAUCCAGGAUCAAAGACUUUCUUGGAUUACCUUAUAUGGGGCGAAAUGAAAAAACAUUCAUCAUGAGACGCGUAGAGCGCUGCACAUGCGCCUGAUAGAGUUGACUUUAGGUCAAUUCAUUCUUUUGUACGUAAUCACAGUCUAUUAAAAGAAGGAAAUGUGCUAGUAAAUCCAUCCAACUCAACCUUCAAUAUGCUGUUCAGUUGUCGAUCUUCAGUCAGCUAUUUUGAUUAUCGUUCGAGGAGACCGCAAAUUAAUAUGGGUAAUUCCAUGUAAAAAUUAACUAAACCCUGAAGAAGGUAAACGUUUGUGACGUUUUAUACCAUUGAGUGGCACUUUAGUGUCAACCCCGAACUUGUGACCAAAUUACAAAGAAUUUACAGCUACCCACAUGACCUUGAGGUCUUAUCGAGUACGCGUGAGGCCUUUAAGUACGACAAUGUUAACUAAAAUAGAUAUACAUGAUGUUUCCCGCGUCUCAACCAACGAUUUUUCUUCACCAGGAGCUUUGUGCGACGACCAGAGCUCAACACCAACCAAAAGGGGAAUGUAUACUGUCAGUACCUCUCAGCAAACUGAAUCCACAAUCCAGCAGCAUCCUACAGGUAUCUUUCUCUAACAACGCAUGUUGAAAUUGUGACGCGUUAUAAGUCUAUAGUCAGUUUAUGGUUAGCAUCAUAUUAGUACAGCUAAGACUGUUCGAGGCUCCAAAAUAGUCGGGUCCGCGAAAUUGUGAAAGUGCGAACACGCUCCCUUUUCCCCAGAUGACAGGUUCAUAUUUCCGCGUGCCUUUCACUUAGGUGCCAUCCCUACUAUCUGAGAGUCUGAAACAGGCUAGUACAGUUUUUGACGCGACUAACAGCAAUACACUGUACCCCUAAAAUGCUCAAAAUGGUUCGGUAUGGUAAAGUUUUCUAUUUUAAUAAGGCUUCAUUGUAUUCAGGGAAAACUAUAGACACCAAACAGCUUAGCCUGUGUACAGACGUCUCCCCUCCCUCAGAAAAAAAUCGGGGGACGUCUGUACACAGGCUACAAACAGCUUUGUUUUUGCGUUUGUCACUCAACCAACAGAGAGUGAAAACGGAGUGAUACUGAAUAGAGUGACUAAUUUGCGUGUGGGGCUCGCGUGCGACACACGCCAAAAAUGCUCGUCGUCCACGGUGCUCUGUGUCUUAGUAGCAGCGUUUAAUUUUUUGAAAGAAAAAGAAACUGUUUGGCAGUCUAGGAAAAAAAAUGAGCCGAUCACAAGCCAUUUCAACAUAAAAAAUAGACCCUCCCACGUACUUCAACUGUUUUGAUUGCGACCAUUUGAAAAAAUCCGUCAACACCACUGGAAAGAACACACUAAAAUCACUUAAGUUGCUAAGUUAAAGUUAGUGUGAUUUGUUGAAAACUAACCAAUGAAUAUAGCUCCAGAAAGUCGCGAAGUUUUACAGACGUUUCUAUGGAAAAGAGCAAGUUCAUUUCCUCCAUACCAUACUUGUUUGAUGAAGAAUAUCUUCUGUCGCUCAACCUACCGUGUGGCACGAAAUUUUCGCGGGUUCUAAUUUUUACAAUUUUUUCAGCGAUCCGCAAAAAUAGUUCCCGCAAAUAAAAAUUACCGCAAACAUUUUCCCGCAAGAAUUUUCUCCAGAGUAAAUAUUCUCUAACUUUAAUUCGCUACACAAAGAAAACAGUGCUAAGAAAUCGUGUCUGUUCAAUCACAACUUGUCUCUUUCAUUCAGAAACAAAACGGUAUAUAAUGAAAUACUGGUUUAUUUGUUUGAAAAUAUCUAUUUCUGUUGCACGUUCUCACUGAAAACGAAAAUUUAGAAAAUAUUAUCAAUGCUGGGUACUGGGUACUUUCAGAAAACCGCAAAAAGUAAUUCCCAGCAAGAAAAACCACUCUCUAAAAGGCUUGACACUUCUUCUCGUACAAACCCAAAUGAUCCUCGUUUUGACGUGUUUUUCAACAGUUCAACCCUUCCACAGCUGUCUCCACACCAAGCUGACAGCUGCGACGGUCUUUUAACAAAAGUAGAAUGUUAUGCCUGACUUAAAAGUUUUUCCAAAGGCAAGUCUCCCGGUACGGAUGGCUUAACUGCGGAGUUUUUUUUUUCCUUUUGUAAGUUAUUAGGGCAAGAAUUAGUUGACAGCUUUAAUUAUGCUUUUGAGAAGGGUGAAAUGCCUAUUUUUUAAAAGAGAGGUAUCAUCACUCUUAUUCCAAAGAAAGACAAAAACAGGUCUCUUUUGGAUCAUUGGAGGCCUAUCUCGCUUCUGAACACAGACUAUAAAGUUGCCACUAAGUCAAUCGCAGUAAGAAUUGCGAAAAUGCAGCUACCCAGCCUUAUACAUGAGGAUAGACGGGAUAUAUCAAAGGCCGUUUUACUGGUCAAAACAUACCUUUUUUAGCAGACAUUACAGAGUGCACAAAAACGCUAGAAAAUCCAGGUAUAGCGUUGUUCUUAGAUUUCAAAAAAGCCUUUGACACUUUAGAGUGGAACUUUAUUAAAAAGGCUUUUAUAGAGACGUUUAAUUUCGGCCCUUCUUUAAUACAGUGGGUCAAUACUAUUUAAAGCAAUAUUCAAAACUGCGUUAUAGAUAUUGGUUAUGCAACGUCGUUUGUCGAAUUAGAGCGCGGUAUAAGGCAAGGCUGCCCGCUUUCUGGUGUACUCUUUGUAAUUGCUGUUGAAAUUUUAGCAAAUUCAAUAAGAAACGACAAAUUGAUAACGGGUAUAAAUGUCAAAGGCAGGGAGUAUAAGUUAUCUCAAUACGCGGAUGACACCUCAUGCUUGGUGCGCCACGGAAAGUCAGUUGAAAACCUUUUCGAGAAGUUAGAGGCUUUUAGAGGGCGUUGCGGAUUAGAGCUGAAUAGAUAAAAAACGGAGGCAUUGUGGUUGGGAAAAACUAGACCACAAUCGACAAACCUUUUCAACAUAAACUGGCCCACGAAGUGCGUUUGUCUAGGCGUUUCUUUCUCAUGUGAUUCGGAAGCUUCAACAAAAGAUAACUUUGAAAUAAAGUUUGUCGCCCUGGAAAAGUGUCUUAGCGUCUAGUCCUCUAGAGAUUUAGCACUCUUUGGAAAAAUAACCAUUAUCAAAAGUUUAGCUCUUUCAAAAAUAAUUUUCAUUUCCUCUGUUCUCAGCGUUCACACUGGUUUUGUCGAUCAACUGAACAAAUCUCUAUCCAACUUUAUAUGGAGCCACAAACCACCCAAAAUCAAGCGAACCACAAACCACCCAAAAUCAAGCGCUCAACAACGAUUGGAAGGAUAAAUGACGGCGGACUCAGCAUGCCUUAUUUCGAUAUAAUAGAUAAAUCUUUGAAGGCAGGGUGGGUGAAACGUUUUUUAGACCCUCAAGCGCAAUCUUGGAAGACAAUACCGUUUAGCCUUUUAGACAGUGUGGGUGGCCCGUUGUUGUUUAAAUGUAAUUGUUCGUUAAGAACUUUACCCGAGCUCCCUCUCCUGCCGCUUUUUUACCGAGUCGUUCUCAGUGCUUGGGAGAGCAUAUCCAAGCACACAGCAAGGACAAAGAACGAAAUCAAAAAUGAGAUCUUUUGGAAUAAUCAUGAAGUCACUAUCGGCGGCAAAUCUGUUUUUUUGGUACGAUGCUGGCGUAACGACCUUGCCAGACAUCCUAGACAAGGAAGGAAAGUUCUUGACGUUUACAGAAUUCAAGGAGAAGUACAAAAUUAACACAAACUUUCUGUGCUGUAUUGGCUUGUGUAAAAAAAUACCAAAGCAUUGGAGGGAAGUCUUUAGACGUGAUAAGGAAAAUGACUUGGUAGUUUCGGAUGAGUCAGUUCAGCUAUUUAAGAACUCACCUCCCACUUGCCGGCAAGCACGCGCGUUUUAUGUAUCUAAAACUUUCCAAAAACCUACAUCAGAAGUUCGUCUUGUUGAGGCUGGCUUCACAGAUCAGACUUUUGCGGCAUUAUACGUUCUUCCAUUCAAGCUGACAAAAAACAUAAAGCUUUCUAUGUUUCAGUUUAAAAUAAACCAUCACAUCCUAUACACUCGCGACAAACUUUUCAAGGCCAAAAUUACUGACCGUGAUUCCUGUCGUGUGUGUAAAUUGAAGCAGACCGUAGGGUAUCUGUUUGUAGAAUGCCAGCAUGUCCACUUCUUCUGGAACCUUUUUACCUGAUGGUGGAACGAUAAUAACUCGCCCUCAGUGUCCUUGACCAAUAACGAUAAGAUUGACGGAUAUAUCGCUGAGAAUCGAUCCCUCUAUACGUUUAAUCCUUGCUUGAUAGUUGCUCGUUUUUAUAUCUAUACCGCAGCCAAAGAAAGCGAACCAUAUAGUUCCUUAGCCUUUAAAGCUUUUCUGAAAUAUAUAAAUUAUUUAUAGAGCCUUCAAGUGUCCCUGAAUCCUUUAGCCUUUAGCCGCAAACGAGCUCGAGUUGCUUAGUUAUUUCAAUCUGUUAUUUGGUUAUUUUUUUAAUUUGUCUGUUUAACCAUUCAUUUUUUGUAAUUAAUAAUUGCAACAUCCUGUAAAAAAAACAAACGAAAGAAAUACCACUCUGUCCAAAAUCGCAAAAAUUAGUUCCCGCAAAACGCAAAAAAUCGGCAAUCCGCAAAAAUAAACUCCUACAAAAUUUCGUGCUAAACGGUAUGUUGGGUUAUAAAAAUAUUUCUUCACAUAAUUCAUGCUUCUUCUUAGGAUUAAGAAUCAUUAUAGGUAUCCCAAAAAGGUCUAUGACUCGUUCGUUGUGCAACAUUACAAAAGCAUAAAAGCGUAUCGUAGGCGAUAUACAGAGCGUGGACAGCUCGUACACUGUGUGACAGUGUUAUAAAACCAAAUCGAUCUUAUUUUUAGUAUCUUGUAUUUCCCAGGGGACGUUGUGCAACAUUACAAAAGCAUAAAAGCGUAUCGUAGGCGAUAUACAGAGCGUGGACAGCUCGUACACUGUGUGACAGUGUUAUAAAACCAAAUCGAUCUUAUUUUUAGUAUCUUGUAUUUCCCAGGGGCGCCAAGUAUCAUAGAAAGGAUUCGUCAGCUUUACAAACGUCGUGAAGGACGGCUGGUACCAUUUCCAUGGUGUGAUGACUUUAAUUUCAACCUAAAUGAGAUUUUCACCCGACUGAAGAUCGUUAACAAAGAAAAAACCCGAGGAACAUUGACCGAUGAUGAAAUCACCAACAUGACUGCUAUCUUUAGACCCCACCCUGAUUGCCAGAAACCACGGAUUCUUUUUAUCGAAGGAGAACCUGGCAUGGGAAAAACCACCUACUCACAAAAACUGGCCUAUGACUGGGCAAAUAAACAAGAUGAAUGGGACACGUCUUUUCCAUCAAUUGAAGUGCUGCUCUUGCUUAGAUGUAACGAUGUUAAAUCUGGCAUCUGGGAAGCUAUUGACGAUCAACUUCUUCCUGAUGAUAUUGACAAAGAGGCUAAGGAGAAUUUUUUCAAAUACAUCCGAGAAAAUCAGGCCAAAAGUCUGUUACUGCUUGAUGGAUUAGAUGAGGCAGAUUCCUCUAAACUGGACAUGUACUACUCGCUCGUUCACAGUAAACUCCUCCCAGCUUGUCACAUUGUUAUUACAUCUCGUCAUGAGGUUGGAAAGAAAGUAAGGCCGUCCUGUGACACCCUGUGGGAGAUUGUAGGAUUUACUAAAGAGGAUGCGGAAAGUUUUAUCAGAAAGUAUUUUAAAGGCAAGGAACAUUUGGCUGAGAAGCUGAUUAAACAAUUGGAACUUCCAGAGUAUGAGGAUGAUGAUGAUGAUGAUGACGACGACGACGACGACUAUGAUGACGAUGAUGAUGAUGAUGACGACGUCGACGACGACGACGACGACGACGACGACGACGACGACGAUGAUGAUGAUGAUGAUGAUGAUGACGAUGAUGAUGAUGAUGACGACGUCGUCGACGACGACGACGAUGAUGAUGAUAAUGAUGAUGAUGAUGAUGAUGAUGAUGAUGAUGAUGAUGAUGAUGAUGAUGAUGAUGAUGAUAAACAUUCUCUUAAAACGCUAGGCGAGUUAACAAAAAAUCCACUCAAUACAGCUUUACUCUGUUGUCUUUUCGAGGAUUUCGAAGGUGUUCUUCCAACAAGCAGGACUGCGUUGUACGUUGAAAUUGUUGUCUUUGUUUUGAGAAGAUAUGAAGAAAAAAACAGACUUAAAAGCAGCAAUAAAGACUUGAUUUCAGGUUAUAAGAAAGAACUUUUCCUUUUGGGCACCUUCGCGUUAGAAUCCCUUCUUAAAGGAGAGGCGUACUUUGAAAAGGAGGAAGAUACCGUCAAGCUUAUCAAUUUUGGAUUCUUGUCUUUUCAACAAGGUGGCACCAAGCGCAAACCUUGCAAGCGCUUUGCAUUUUUACACAAAAGCUUUCAGGAGUUUUUUGCUGGCCUUUUCCUUGCGUUUCAAGUUAUGAGCAGAGAAAGAGACUUUACCUCAGUUGUGGAUGAUGAGAGAUACUUGGAUAAACUGAGACAGGUCUUUUUGUUCAUGAGUGGCAUCAUAGCCUCACGGAGUGAGGAAACUGCAGUGUCGUUAUUUAUUGUCAUAGCUAAAAAAAUCAGCUCUGCCGAAGACCGUAAAUCAUAUAUGAGGUUAGCCUGUGAGUGUUUGUUGGAAUGUUCAAGUGUUAAGGAAAGCCUUAAAACUCGCUUAGUUUGUAGUUUAGGUGAGCACCUUGACAUUUCGUCCCUGACUGAAGUGAAUUUUCGCCGAACAGGGAUACACGAUGCUGGUGCUGCUGCGAUUUCCAUGGCCCUCGCAGCAAACUCCUCCCUGACUAGUUUGGAUUUAAGGGAUAACAGUAUCGGCCACGCCGGUGCUUCUUCUCUUUCUCUUGCCCUCACAGCAAACUCCUCCCUGACUAGUUUGGAUUUAAGGAUUAACAGUAUUGGCGACGCCGGUGCUUCUUCUCUUUCUCAAGCCCUCACAGCAAACUCCUCCUUGAGUAGUUUGAAUUUAGCUGGUAACAGUAUUGGUGAGGCCGGUGCUUUUUCUCUUUCUCAAGCCCUCACAGCAAACUCCUCCCUGACUAGUUUGUAUUUAAGGGAUAACAGUAUCGGCGAGGCCGGUGCUUUUUCUCUUUCUCAAGCCCUCACAGCAAACUCCUCCCUGACUAGUUUGGAUUUAAAGGAUAACAGUAUUGGCGAGGCCGGUGCUUUUUCUCUUUCUCAAGCCCUCACAGCAAACUCCUCCUUGAGUAGUUUGAAUUUAGCUGGUAACAGUAUUGGCGGGGCCGGUGCUUCGUCUCUUUCUCAAGCCCUCACAGCAAACUCCUCGCUGACUAGUUUGGAUUUAACUGUUAACAGUAUUGGCGAGGCCGGUGCUUCUUCUCUUUCUCUGGCCCUCACAGCAAACUCCUCCCUGACUAGUUUGGAUUUAAGUAAUAACAGUAUUGGCGACGCCGGUGCUUCUUCUCUUUCUCAAGCCCUCACAGCAAACUCCUCCUUGAGUAGUUUGAAUUUAGCUGGUAACAGUAUUGGCGAGGCCGGUGCUUCUUCUCUUUCUCAAGCCCUCACGGCAAACUCCUCUCUGACUAGUUUGGAUUUAACUGUUAACAGUAUUGGCGAGGCCGGUGCGUCUUCUCUUUCUCUGGCCCUCACAGCAAACUCCUCCCUGAAUAGUUUGGGUUUAAGGAGUAACAGUAUUGGCGACACCGGUGCUUCUUCUCUUUCUCAAGCCCUCACGGCAAACUCCUCCCUGACUAGUUUGGAUUUAAGGAUUAACAGUAUCGGCGACGCCGGUGCUUCUUCUCUUUCUCAAGCCCUCACAGCAAACUCCUCCUUGAGUAGUUUGAGUUUAGCUGGUAACAGUAUUGGCGAGGCCGGUGCUUUUUCUCUUUCUCAAGCCCUCACAGCAAACUCCUCCUUGAGUAGUUUGAAUUUAGCUUGUAACAGUUUUGGCGAGGCCGGUGCUUUUUCUCUUUCUCAAGCCCUCACAGCAAACUCCUCUCUGACUAGUUUGGUUUUAACUGUUAACAGUAUUGGCGACGCCGGUGCUUCUUCUCUUUCUCAGGCCCUGACAGCAAACUCCUCCCUGAAUAGUUUGGAUUUAAGUAAUAACAGUAUUGGCGACGCCGGUGCUUCUUCUCUUUCUCUUGCCCUCACAGCAAACUCCUCCCUGACUAGUUUGGAUUUAAGUAAUAACAGUAUUGGCGACGCCGGUGCUUCUUCUCUUUCUCAAGCCCUCACAGCAAACUCCUCCUUGAGUAGUUUGAAUUUAGCUGGUAACAGUAUUGGCGAGGCCGGUGCUUCGUCUCUUUCUCAAGCCCUCACGGCAAACUCCUCUCUGACUAGUUUGGAUUUAAGUGGUAACAGUAUUGGCGACGCAGGUGCUUCUCUCUUUCUCAGGCCCUGA